This is a messenger RNA of Rhea pennata, 2551 nucleotides long. It is a transcript of the gene SUPV3L1, whose product is annotated as Suv3 like RNA helicase. Gene Ontology annotation, molecular function: hydrolase activity, acting on acid anhydrides; RNA helicase activity; ATP binding. Gene Ontology annotation, biological process: mitochondrial RNA 3'-end processing; RNA catabolic process. The record is from RefSeq and is a predicted model, not a curated record. Gene Ontology annotation, cellular component: mitochondrial degradosome. Bases 227 to 2251 code for a protein of 674 amino acids. The transcript is spliced from 15 exons. NCBI's taxonomy places the organism in Eukaryota, Metazoa, Chordata, Aves, Rheiformes, Rheidae.
GCGGGCCCCCGACACCUCCCUCUUCGUGCCCGUGCCGCUGAGGCCUGCCGACGGCGCGCCCGGCGAGGACGUGGGCGCCGAGCUCACGCGCCCCCUCGACAAAGGUGAAGUUCUAAAAAACUUGAAUAAGUUUUACAAAAGGAAAGAAAUCCAGAGACUAGGAGCAGAAAAUGGCUUAGAUGCUCGCCUUUUUCACCAGGCGUUUAUAAGCUUUAGGAAAUAUAUCAUGGAAUCCAGUUCUGUGAGUGCUGAUUUGCAUAUUAUUCUCAAUGAUAUAUGCUGUGAUGCAGGUCAUGUGGAUGAUCUCUUUCCAUUUUUCUUGAGACAUGCAAAGCAGAUUUUUCCAAUGCUGGAUUGUAUGGAUGAUUUGCGCAAGAUCAGUGAUUUAAGAUUGCCGCCCAACUGGUAUCCAGAAGCCAGGGCUAUUCAAAGAAAAAUAAUAUUCCAUGCUGGUCCUACAAACAGUGGAAAAACUUACCAUGCUAUCCAGAGAUUUUUAUCAGCAAAAUCAGGAAUAUACUGUGGUCCACUAAAACUUCUGGCUCAUGAGAUCUUUCAAAAGAGUAAUGAUGCUAAUGUGCCAUGUGACUUGGUGACAGGAGAAGAGCGUGUGUAUGUCAAUGAAGAUGCCAGACAAGCUACACAUAUUGCUUGUACCAUUGAAAUGUGCAGCACAAGUACGCCUUAUGAAGUUGCUGUGAUUGAUGAAAUUCAGAUGAUCAGAGAUCCUGCUAGAGGGUGGGCUUGGACAAGAGCCCUUCUAGGGCUCUGUGCAGAAGAAAUCCAUGUUUGUGGAGAAGCUGCUGCUAUUGAGUUGGUGACAGAACUCAUGUACACUACAGGGGAGGAGGUUGAGGUUCGAAACUACGAGAGACUCACUCCUCUUACUGUGUUGGAUUAUGCCUUAGAAUCUCUAGAUAACCUCCAGCCGGGGGACUGCAUUGUGUGUUUCAGUAAGAAUGACAUUUAUUCUGUCAGCCGACAGAUUGAAGCCAGAGGAUUAGAAUGUGCUGUCAUAUAUGGCAGUCUGCCACCAGGAACAAAACUUGAACAGGCAAAGAAAUUCAAUGAUCCUGAUGAUCCAUGCAAAAUUUUAGUUGCUACAGAUGCGAUUGGAAUGGGACUCAACUUAUGUAUAAAAAGAAUAAUUUUUAACUCUAUAGUGAAGCCAAAUAUCAAUGAAAAGGGAGAGAAGGAAAUAGAUUUAAUUACAACCUCUCAGGCUCUACAAAUCUCGGGUAGAGCUGGGCGUUAUGGCUCGUCUUUUAAGCAAGGAGAAGUCACUACGAUGCAUCGAGAUGACCUGCUGCAGCUGAAGGAAAUUUUGAGUGAGCCUGUGCGGCCUUUGAAGGCAGCUGGCCUGCAUCCUACUGCUGAGCAGAUAGAAAUGUUUGCUUAUCAUCUACCUGAUGCCACCCUCUCCAAUCUAAUUGAUAUUUUUGUGAGUCUCUCACAAGUUGAUGGACUCUACUUUGUCUGCAAUAUUGAUGACUUUAAAUUUCUAGCGGAUAUGAUUCAGCACAUUCCACUAAAUUUGCGAUCACGGUAUGUCUUCUGCACUGCACCCUUGAACAGAAAGGAGCCCUUUGUGUGUACAACAUUGUUAAAGUUUGCAAGACAGUUUAGUAGAAAUGAACCUUUGACGUUUGACUGGCUCUGUCGGCACACCAAAUGGCCACUAGCCCCGCCAAAGAAUAUCAAGGAACUUGUGCACCUCGAAGCUGUUCAUGAUGUUUUUGACCUCUAUCUGUGGUUAAGUUACCGCUUCAUGGAUAUGUUCCCUGAUGCUGCUCUUGUAAGGGAUAUUCAGAAAAAACUAGACAACAUUAUACAAAUUGGUGUCUGCAACAUCACGAGGCUGAUUCGGGCUUCGCAGUCUACUGCUGCUUCUGGAGCAGCAGUAGCUGUGUCAGAAGAAUUUCCUCUUUCAAGGACUAAGAGGGAUACCAGGCUGAUGUCAGACCUUCAGGGGGGAAAAUCUACAGUGCAACUCCCUACUGCGCUGGAGGCUCCAGGAGAGAAAAGAGCAAAGGGCUUGAAAGCCUAUAGGUCCACUGCAAGGCAGGAGGACGUGAAAACCCAUGGACGUGGAUCUCUUGCUGACAGAUUGCUGCGUGAAGGACUUCUAACGCAAGAGAUGCUGAGACAACUGGAGAGUGAGUGGCAGGUUCAGCACAGGAAUGGUAGAUAUAGCUCUAGUGCAAAAAGAGAUCAGAAUAGUUCGAAGGAAACAGGGAAAAAGAAAAAAUAAUUCUGUUUAGUUUUUAUCCAUAAAAUAAAACUAUUUUAAUAACUUGACAUUUCAUGAUUACACUGCUGCAGCUCUUUAAUGUUUUUCCUUCUCUUGUGACCAGUUGCAUGAAGCAAACACUCGGAGGAAUGGACUCAUGUAAGGUUAGAGGCCAAAAAUUGCUUUUACCAGCCAGCUGUACACUGCAGUCAUAGUGUUCAGCGUAAGUGUAUGGUAUGAUGCUAUGUGAAAAUUUGAACGUAAUGUCGUCUUGCAAGAUACCCUUGCAGUGCUAAUAAAGGUCAGCUAUUUCACUAGUAA